UUUUUUGGGGGUGGGGGGUCUGUGAGAAUCCUAACUGCGUGGGCUGUUGGAUUAAGCCACUGCUGCAGCAUCAGAAGGGGUUUAAUCUACGAGAAGCAUCAGCAGAGGGAGACACUAUUUCCCAGGCUCUAUCUUACCCCGUUGUCAGUUCUUUUACUUGACUGUACAAGAACUGCUGGGCAUCAAGGACACAUACAAGAGAGGAUAGAAUAUCAAAGGAAGGAGGAAAACAGAGUUUCUUUGACUGGAGCAGAGAGAUAAAUAAAGCCUCAUAGUGCUUGCUGCAGACACCAGACACAGCCAUUAUGACCCAGGGCAAGCUUACAGUCGCAAACAAGGCUGCUGAAGCAGGAGAGAAGCAGUAUGGCACUUCAAGUGGAGAAGCAGGAGGGCCACCGGCCCCUCCCACCUAUGAGGAGGCCACUGGCGCAGGCGAGAAAGCAGGCAUCAGCGGCAGCCCCUGUUACAGUGGGGCUUAUCCUAGUGAUGGGGAGAUGCUCACAGAAUUCAGCUGGAGUGAUAAAAACAUCCGACGGAUCUUUAUCCGCAAGGUUUACGCCAUCUUGAUGAUUCAACUUCUUGUCACUCUUUCCAUUGUGGCUCUCUUCACAUUCUGUGAACCAGUGAAGAACUACAUUCAGUCCAACCCUGGAUGGUACUGGGCUUCCUAUGCUGUGUUCUUUGUCACAUAUAUUACACUCGUCUGCUGUCCUGGACCAAGGAGACAGUUUCCAUGGAAUCUGAUCCUGCUCGCCAUCUUUACCCUCUCUCUCUCCUAUAUGACAGGGAUGCUAUCCAGUUAUUACAACACCAAGUCAGUGGUGAUGUGUUUGGGUAUUACUGCUAUGGUCUGUCUUACUGUCACUCUCGUCAGCUUCCAAACUAAGUUUGAUGUGACAUCAUGCCAAGGUGUAUUGUUUACCUUCUGCAUGGUCAUGAUGGUGUCUGGACUGGUCCUGGCCAUUGCAUUGCCCUACGGAUAUGUGCCCUGGGUGCAUGGUGUCUAUGGUGCCUUGGGAGCGUUACUUUUUACCAUGUUUUUGGCGUUUGACACCCAGCUACUGAUGGGGAACAAGCGCUACACAAUAAGUCCAGAGGAAUACGUCUUUGCCACUCUCAACAUCUACCUCGACAUUAUCUACAUCUUCUCCUUCUUCCUGUCCCUGUUCGGAACAGAGAGGACAAACUGAAUCCACCUCCAGGCCAGCAUCUCAGCUUUUCCAUCCAAACACGGCCCGUAUUCAUAGUCUCAGAGUGGUAGUGCUGAUCUAGGAUCGGCUUUGCCAUUUAGAUCACGGUGAAGUGUCAUACACACAGGGGGGGAUAUGAUCCUAGGUCGACACUACUCGGAGACACGGUAUGAAUACAGGCUCUGAUCUCACCAGAUGUACUGUACACAACCUAUUGAUCCACCACUUCUUCCCACAGUCUCAGCUUAGUGUGAUUUUCCUUCCCCCUCUAGCAUGAUAUGGACCUAUACUACUUUAUUGUCUGCUUAGCUGUCAAUCUCCAGAAUGUACAGUACUUUUCACCUAUAGGGUCGGCGAUCUAUAGAAUUACAUUGCUAACGGUAGAUAGGUGUGAAAAACACAUGCAAAACACUGAGUCUGUCUAAAAGCUAGAACUGUAGGUGUUUUUGUCUUAUGCAGAUGUGAUGUCCUUGCUUUCUCCCGUCUUUUAACAACAACAGUCAUGAAUGACACUGCUCAACAGGACUAUUUAUCACCUCUUAUGAAGAGGAACUUAAAAGUAUCUGCCCUGAAAGGCAUGAAUAUCUGAAUAUCUUUCAGUGUAGCAACGUAGACAUCAUUGUGCUUAGUUCAUCAGUAGUGCACUAGGCUACAUCCAAUUCCAUCAGCGCAUAACACAUUGUGGUGACCCUCAGCUUUAGAGUAGAGCGAGAGAGAGUAAAGUAGUUCCUUUUUUUUGAUCCAAACUUGGGAAAUUGUUUUAUCACUCAGCAUCGUCAAUAAAU
This is a messenger RNA of Oncorhynchus mykiss (rainbow trout), 1975 nucleotides long. RefSeq names its product protein lifeguard 2. Gene Ontology annotation, cellular component: endoplasmic reticulum; membrane; Golgi apparatus. Gene Ontology annotation, biological process: negative regulation of apoptotic signaling pathway. The record is from RefSeq and is a predicted model, not a curated record. Lineage: Eukaryota; Metazoa; Chordata; Actinopteri; Salmoniformes; Salmonidae.